This is a messenger RNA of Zingiber officinale, 2355 nucleotides long. RefSeq names its product zinc finger MYM-type protein 1-like. Gene Ontology annotation, molecular function: protein dimerization activity. The coding region runs from base 1 to 2355 and encodes 784 amino acids. The transcript has a single exon. Lineage: Eukaryota; Viridiplantae; Streptophyta; Magnoliopsida; Zingiberales; Zingiberaceae. The record is from RefSeq and is a predicted model, not a curated record.
AUGCAUAGAUUUUUUAAAAGAAAAGUUCCAGAACCGGAAGAACAAAAUACUAGAAAUGUUACAGUUGGAGAAUUUGAUUUUUCACAACUACCAACAGAUCCUGGACUAAGGAUUCCCAUUUGUUCUUAUAAUGCUAACAUUAGGGAUCAAGUUCGAAGGAUAUAUUUGCAAAAAGGCCCAUGUCAACCUUCAGGUUAUGAAUUCCCAAAACGAAAAUUUGGAGUAAGCCAAUUUAGACGGUUCAAUCCUUCAUGGUUUAAGGAAUUUGGCGAUUGGUUGGAAUAUAGUAUAGAAAAAGAUGCAGCGUAUUGUUUGUAUUAUUAUCUUUUCAAGACAACUAAGGGAAAACAAGCAGGAGGAGAGACUUUUGUUAGCGAAGGAUUCACAAAUUGGAAGGGUAAAGAUAGAUUAAAUAUUCAUGUUGGCCAACAUGAUAGUGAACAUCAUAAAGCUCGAAUGAAUUGUGAAGCUUUGAUGAAUCAAGAUGAACACAUCCAAUCAAUUUUGCACAAACAGUCAAAGCAAAUGCAAAGUGAUUAUCGUAUCCGUCUCACUGCUUCGAUUGAUUGUAUUAGAGUUUUGUUGCGACAAGGGAAUUCAUUUCGGGGUCAUGAUGAGACUGAAGGUUCUCUUAAUCCGGGUAACUUUCUUAUUCAACUGGAGUUUUUAGGUGCUCAUAAUAAAGAGAUUAAUGAUGUGAUAUUGAAAAAUGCUCCUAAAAAUUGCAAGUUAACAUCACCGGAUAUUCAGAAGGAUAUAGUAAGGGCUUGUGCAACUGAAACAAUUAAUGUUAUUAUCAAAGAUAUUGGUAAUUCAUUAUUCUCUAUUUUAGUUGAUGAAUCUCGUGAUGUGUCAAUGAAGGAGCAAAUGUCAGUUGUUUUGCGCUAUGUGGAUAGUAGUGGGCAUAUAAAUGAGUGUUUUAUUGGAAUUGAACAUGUUACUAAUACUACAACACUCUCACUUAAAGCUGCUAUUGAUAAGAUGUUCGCUAAAUAUAAUUUGAGCAUAUCUAAUGUGAGAGGACAAGGUUUUGAUGGAGCAAGUAAUAUGCAAGGUAAAUUUAAUAGUCUAAAAGCACUCAUUUUAAAGGAGAACCCAUAUGCAUUUUACAUACAUUAUUUUGCCCAUCAGCUUCAACUAGCUCUUAUAGUUGUGGCCAAGAAAAAUCUUCCAAUUUCUAAUUUCUUUCGUAUUGUUGGUGAUGUGGUAAAUGUUGUUGGAUCAUCCUGCAAACGUUCUGAUCUUCUUAAGGAGAAACAUUCAAAUUUUAUUGUUGAAGCACUAGAGAGAGGUGAAAUUUCAAGUGGUCGAGGGCUUAAUCAAGAAACUACCCUUCAACGUGAUAGGGAUACACGUUGGGGGUCACAUUACAAUUCUUUGAACAGUUUGAUUUCUAUGUUCUCUGCUGUCAGUGAUGUGCUUGAAAUGAUUUCAGAAGAUGAUUCCAGUUCUCCUGAUCAAAAAACUGAGGCAUUUAAUUUAUUGGAGUCAAUACUUUCAUUUGAUUUUGUAUUCAAUCUACACUUGAUGAAACAUGUCUUAGGGAUUUUGAGUGAAUUGUCGAUGGCAUUACAAAAGAAAGAUCAGGAUAUUGUAAAUGCAAUGGAUUUGGUACAAGUAUGCAAACACCGACUCCAAAAUAUGAGAGAAGAUGGUUGGGAUUCGUUUUUAGAAAAGGUUCACUAUUUUUGUCAACAACAUUACAUUGAUUAUCUCAAAAUGGAUGAUAUGUUCACACGUUGGGCACCACGUGGUCGUCCCCAUCGUAAUCCACCAGAAGUGACAAAUUUACAUCACUAUCGAGUUGAUUUAUUUUAUGGUGUUAUUGAUAUGCAACUUCAAGAAUUAAAUGAUCGUUUCUCAGAGGCAAGUACAGAGUUACUUCUUUGUGUAGCUUGUUUGUGUCCACAAAACUCUUUUAUAGCUUUUGACAAAAAAAAAUUGUUGCAACUGGUUGAGUUUUAUCCACAAGAUUUCUCAAGAUUUGAUCUUCUCGUACUUGAUGAUCAACUUGAAACUUAUAUAUGUGAUAUGCAUUCUAACAAAACAUUUCAAGGAUUGAAAGACCUCUGUGAUCUUUCAAAGAAGUUAGUUAUGUCAAAGAAAAGUAUGGUGUAUCCAUUGGUUUUUAAGCUUUUGACAUUAGCAUUAGUUUUACCAGUUGUGACUGCGUCUGUAGAGAGAGUGUUUUCUGCCAUGAGAAUUGUGAAAGACAGGUUACGCAAUCGAAUGAGUGACGAUUGGAUGAAUGAUAGUCUUAUUGUCUAUGUAGAGAAAGAUAUAUUUCUAACGGUUGAUAAUGAAGCUAUUAUACAAAAGUUUCAAAAUAUGAAGACUCGAAAAGAAAAAUUGUAA